AUGCUCGACUUUGAUCAGUCGCGAAGGAUGGGCACAGGGGACAGAUUACUUGAUAUACCGUGUCUGGUAUGCGGUGACCGUAGCUCUGGAAAACACUACGGCAUCUACAGUUGCGACGGUUGUUCAGGAUUUUUCAAGAGGAGCAUUCACAGCAAUCGAAGGUACAUCUGCAAGGUUCAGGGUGCCAUGAAAGGGCGCUGCCCCAUCGAUAAAACCCACAGGAACCAAUGUCGUGCCUGCAGACUCGCCAAGUGUUUCGAAGCUAACAUGAACAGAGACGCUGUACAACACGAACGAGGUCCGAGGAAGCCAAAACAACCUCAACAACAAUCACCGAUCGCACCUCCUUUACACAAUGAUCGAUUAAGGACUGGUCUUGGUUCCCCUUAUGUUCUUUUACACCAAAGAAAGUUCAGGUGCGACCAGAGGUUCUCGCCUUAUCCACGGCCAGUGGCACUUGUGCAGAAACCACCGGAGGACUCUUCGUCCCCGGCACCAUUGGCUCUACCGCAUUCUCCUUCGACCACGACCCUCUACUCAGCACCCCCGAGCGUCGCUCUGACACCGCAGCCACCCCUUCUUCAGAUACUAAUGUCCGCGGAACAGUGUCAGGAACUCGUAUGGAAUGCACCAUUGCAAUCGGAAACAGAAUAUUCUUUGGAACAAACAGAAGCUAGUCAUAAUUCCACUGGGACAUUAAUAAAUCCCAAUCCUACGCGAGAACUAUUACAGGAAACAACUGCACGUUUACUAUUUAUGGCAGUAAGAUGGGUUUGUUGCUUACCACUAUUCCAAUCCCUUUCGAAGAACGAUCAAUUAUUGUUACUCGAAGGCUCGUGGACACAACUUUUUCUCCUUCAUCUAGCACAGUGGUCAAUAUCGUGGAAUAUUACUGGCUUACUAGAGGAUGAACAAGUACGAGCAAGAUUGCCAGACGAAGCUACAACGAAUCAACAAUUAAUUACUAUUCAGGACACGAUAUGCCGUUUUAGACAACUCUCACCAGAUAUGAGCGAAUGGGGAUGUAUGAAAGCGGUAGCACUGUUUACUCCAGAAACGGAGGGUCUCCACGCCAGCGAGUCGAUCAAAAUGUUACAAGAUCAGGCUCAAUGCAUUCUAGGGGAUUACACGAAAUCUCGUUAUCAACGACAACCAGGUAGAAGCGGGACAUUAAUGCACGUUGUCGGACGUUUGACGUCCAUCUUCCCAAAAUUGGUCGAACGUUUGUUUUUUCACGAAACCAUAGGCGAAAUUCCGAUUUCCCGUUUGUUGGUUGAUAUGUAUCAAAUGAAAGGACACACAAACUGAGAUUUCCCGAUAAAUGAUGAUAUAAUCGUGUGAAAAAUCCCUGUGGCUUUCCAAAACUCUGUCGAUUCUUUAAGCCAGAUACCGUAGAGAUCGGGACAAGUUUUUGAAACCUGUAGCUAAAGACUGCAAA
This is a messenger RNA of Bombus impatiens (common eastern bumble bee), 1438 nucleotides long. RefSeq names its product nuclear receptor subfamily 2 group E member 1. The transcript is spliced from 9 exons. Gene Ontology annotation, molecular function: nuclear receptor activity; zinc ion binding; RNA polymerase II cis-regulatory region sequence-specific DNA binding. Gene Ontology annotation, biological process: cell differentiation; anatomical structure development; regulation of transcription by RNA polymerase II. Lineage: Eukaryota; Metazoa; Arthropoda; Insecta; Hymenoptera; Apidae. The record is from RefSeq and is a predicted model, not a curated record. The coding region runs from base 1 to 1308 and encodes 435 amino acids.